UAAGGCGCCCACACUGAGAAGGCGCCCAUGCUGCUUUGCGGGCACGGACUUGGGGAGGAAAGGAAGCCCAGCCUGCUUAAAAAAUAAAAUGUUGUAAGUGGCGAGCGAUGGGGCCACUAAGAGUAUCUGCUACUCCAUCUUUGAUUUGGCCCCACAGAGAAAGAGUGGUUACAGAUAGCGAACCACCAACAUGUUCUUUAUCACUAUGAAGUGUAAGCACGGCGGCUAAUCUCUUCAGUACGGCGGGGCUUGCAUCCGGUUUCCUGAAGGCGUACCGGCCGACCACCUCUGGCUUCACGGCCUUCGCUGGUGCUGCGGCUGGCCUGAAAGGCAAUGGGGCAAGACGCGGCCUUUGGAACGGCACUGCCGCCACCGUGCCAUAUGAGUUCGCAGAAAUCUCCGAUUCUGACAACGAGACGACGCUGGCGGGAGCGGGGACGGUCACAGUCGAUGAAGACGUGUUCGGCCCUAUUUACGCCAGUACAAUGCGAAUCGCCCUUAUAACCACCAUGCUCGUUCUGUCGCUCUUCGGCAAUACGAUUGUGUGCUACCGUCUCCUGAAGUCGCGGCGCCACAGGGUGUUCAAGGCUCAGGUACUGUUCCUGAACCUGGCACUGGCCGACCUUCUCGUCACUCUGGUUACCAUGAACUCUCAGCUGCUGUGGGAGAUCGUGGGACGCGUCUGGGCCGCCGGGGACGGCCCCUGCCGUGUAUUCAAGGUGAUGCAGACGUUCGCGCUCGUCUCGUCCACGUACAUGCUCGUGGGUAUCGCGGUGGACCGCCACUACGCCAUCUGCAAGCCGCUCGUGCCGGCUCCCAGACCUCGCUCCGUGGCCGCCAUCUGCUGGUUGCUCUCACUCGUUCCGUCCCUGCCGAACCUCUUCGUGUUCCGCGUGGUCGUGGUGCGAGACAAAUGCUACUGUGCCUCAGUCUUCUACAUCUAUCGGGAUUCCGCCAAAAUGGCCCGGCAAAUCUACAUGGCAUGCGUGUUCACACUCGUCUUCGUCCUUCCGCUGUGUGCGCUGGUAGGGCUCUACACUAGCAUCCUACUCAAGAUGCGGAAGAUGGGCGCCGCCAACACCAGAACGCCAGGAGGCGUUCGCAUAGGGCUUGCGACGACGUUGCCGUCGAGGACAACGCCAACGACGACAGCUGUCAGCGAGAAUUCAAACCAAAGCACGCUGCCUAGAGCGCGUCUGCGGACUCUGAAGAUGGCCGUGGUGAUUUUUAUGGCGUUCCUGCUGACUAACUUGCCUUACAUGGUGCAAGAGAUGAUUUUAGCCUUCGCUCGAGACGUUUCGCUGGGACCUCACGUGGUGGCCGUGUUUGGCGUCAUCUCUGCCUCCAACAGCGCCGUUAACCCGUACGUGUAUCUGGCCUUCAACGGCGGCGCAGCAGGCACCAGUUGCGAUGCUCGCGUGCGCGGCUUGUGGCGUAGGCUUACGUGUUCUUCAGGCUCCAAACGCACGACCACCAUGCUUCGCACCUCGUUCUCAGCGUUGCCCACUCGCCGCCGUAAGCGGCCAAUAACGGCGCAAGGGCCACUUUCUGAGCAGAAGUGCAGAAGUAACGGACAGCUCGGAGCGCCGGAGGAAAAGAUGUGAGGCGCGAACGCAGAUCGCAGGUGGAGUCGUUGUGCUGUCGAGUUGGUAAUUUUCAACAGCGCAUGGCAUAGUCACUUUAGGGUAGAGUGCCUUUUACCCCGUGCUAAUAUGUUGAGAGAUGAACUGGGCUCGUUUGGUACGUUUUUUUUUUUUUCAGUAACUGUGAUGCAGUGCUUGAGCACAGCGAUUAUAUGGGCAGUGUUUUGUGACUAGUGUCUUGAGGGAUGUCUAUCAUUCUCGUAAGUAGGUACUGAGUGUGCUCGUACAGAACUAAGCCGAAUUGGGUGGUCACGAGGAAAGUGAUGGUUAAAUGGUGUGCACGACACGCGUCAUAGAUGAUAGUUUCCUGCAAUAUGCGUAUCGGAUGGUCGUGGACUGAGUGAGAGCUGCCGCCUCUGUUUAUCAUAAUAAGAAAUGCUACACACUUUUGCCGACAAGGUACAACUUCAUGAAGAGACCAGUGUUAUAAGAUGAAGUGGGAUGAAAAAGCGAUAUAUCUCUCUUGUCAGGCAAGCGCGUUCUUGCUCUAGAAGCUUUUCGACACAUGCUUUAAGUACUCUUUAUCAUCGGCCGCCAUGCCAAAUAUGCAGUAUCCGUGUUGGGCAUUGGCAAUUAAAUGAACUGCUCUCGUAUCCAUCCGAGCUCUCGAAAAGGAGUGCAGAAUUCAUGUCGCAUGUCGCUAUGUGCCGGUACAAAAACUGAUACGUUGCUUGACAUCCUUUCGAAGGAAAGACCUUCCAUAAAGGCCUGAUUGCAAAUCCGAGCUAUGCGAGAAGGAUCCAGCAGGCAUGAUAAGAAAAUAUUACACAUGUUACUCGGAUUAAUUAAUACACAAAUAUGUAUCUCUGGGUCAGCUGAAGAGAUGCUCUUGCGGAAGGCAUUUCUACUAAGCUUUCGAGAAAUGUUCCCCUUUAGUACCGCCACCUGGAAUGUAGGGCAUCCUGCUUAGCUGAUUAAACCUUGACAAAGUAAAGAAAAGGAAAGACUAGGCCUAGUGGCAUACCAUAAACAGCGCUACUAGCAGAAGAAUGCGGCGCUGUGAAGUUGCAAAAGAAUGUGGAAGGCUGUGGAGUUCGGAAGAACGUUGCGUGUUGAGUAGAAGGCGUCGUG
Dermacentor albipictus is the source of this 2714-nucleotide messenger RNA. Its product is annotated as vasopressin V1a receptor-like. Lineage: Eukaryota; Metazoa; Arthropoda; Arachnida; Ixodida; Ixodidae. The record is from RefSeq and is a predicted model, not a curated record. Gene Ontology annotation, cellular component: plasma membrane. Gene Ontology annotation, molecular function: G protein-coupled receptor activity; peptide binding. Gene Ontology annotation, biological process: cellular response to hormone stimulus; G protein-coupled receptor signaling pathway.